AUGUAUAAAACUUCCUGUCAUUUGGUAUACUCAUCAAUAUUAUUAUUCUUUUUUAUUGUAUCUGCUACAUCUUUAAUUCAAUCACCACCAAAGUUUGUUAAAGAACCAGUUGAUGAACUACUAUUUCAAGUAGCCUCUGUUAAUAAUCAAAAUGAAAAUGAUAAACCUUUUAUAAUUGAUUGUGAAGCAGAAGCAGAGCCAGCUCCGAAGUAUCGAUGGAUGAAGAAUGGAAAAAAUUUUGAUUGGCAAGCAUAUGAUGACAGAAUUGCUCAACAACCUGGACGUGGUUCAUUAACAAUUACCAAACCUAGAGAUGAAGAUCUCGGUCAAUAUCAAUGUUUUGCUGAAAAUGCUUGGGGUAUAGCUACUUCAAAAUCUGUUAUGGUUGUAAAAGCUGAAUUAAAUUCAUUUAAAGAUGAGCCAGUAGCAUAUAUUGAAGCUCAAGAAGGUGAGCCAUUUAAACUUGCUUGCCAUCCUCCUACUGGAUGGCCCAAACCUAAAGUAUAUUGGCUUAUACAGAAUUCAAAUGGUGGUAUUCAAAGUAUUAACAAUAGUAGAAUGACACUAGAUCCUGAAGGUAAUCUAUGGUUUUCUAAUGUGACUCGAUAUGACGCUAGUAGUGGCUUUACCUAUUCAUGUGCAGCAUCAUCAUUCUUCAGGAGUGAAUAUAAAUUAGGUAACCAUGUGGAAUUG
Sipha flava (yellow sugarcane aphid) is the source of this 693-nucleotide messenger RNA. Its product is annotated as neuroglian-like. The annotation marks the transcript as partial. NCBI's taxonomy places the organism in Eukaryota, Metazoa, Arthropoda, Insecta, Hemiptera, Aphididae. The record is from RefSeq and is a predicted model, not a curated record. The transcript has 4 exons.